AUGUCCGAGUCCAACAAGAGUACAUUAUUCGGGUUGGUAUCUGCUAGAGAGACGAAUCAUGUGAGAUGCCAUAUGAUUCCCUUCUGUUUUUCUAUGCAGUUUGUGUAUGUCUUGGCAGUAUGUACCGAGAAAGAAAAGAACAUACACAGAAUGGGCAUCUUCAGGGACGAUCAAACGCGAUCAAAGCGAGAAACAAAGCUAGGAGGAAACAGAGCAGCACUCUUCGUAUAUGCUACGGAGGGGCUCGAGAACAUGGCGUUCAUCUCGAAUGCUGUAAGCCUGGUGACAUAUUUCUAUGGUUAUAUGAACUUCAGCUUAACAAAGUCGGCAACAACGCUCACAAACUUCAUGGGAACUGCUUUCAUACUAGCACUCUUUGGAGGAUUCAUCUCCGACACUUACUUGUCAAGAUUCAAGACUUGUGUCUUGUUUGGCAUCGUAGAAUUGCUGGGUUAUGGCCUUCUAGCAGUUCAAGCACAUUUCCACCAACUAAGACCAAUACCGUGCAAAGGUGCAGCACCAAGCCUAGCAAAUCAAUGUGAACCUGCAAAUAGUAGCCAAAGUGCCAUCCUUUUUACUGGCCUAUAUCUUGUUGCUUUUGGAACCAGUGGGAUUAAAGCAGCCUUACCAUCCCUGGGAGCUGACCAAUUCGACGAAAAGGAUCCCAAAGAGGCAGCCAAGUUGUCUAGCUUUUUCAACUGGUUCUUGUUCAGCCUCACCAUUGGUGCUAUAAUUGGGGUGACUUUCAUUGUAUGGAUUAGUACCAACGAAGGUUGGGAGUGGUCAUUCGGAAUCUGCACCAUAGCUCUCUUGUUUGCUAUCAUCUUUGUAUGCAUGGGGAAGUCGCUGUACCGGAAUAAUGUACCUAAUGGGAGCCCCCUUAUUCGUAUUCUACAGGUCUUUGUUGCUGCUAUUAGAAACAGAAAACUUCCAAUACCAGAGAAGGCAGAGGAACUACAUGAAAUCCAUGACAAGGAAGCUGAUCUGCAGAGUGAAAUUCUAGAGAGGACUGACCAAUUCAGAUUCUUGGACCGAGCAGCAAUUGUGAGUAAUAGUGCAGAAGUUGCAACAUCAAAUAACACAGGACGCUGGAGCUUGUGCACAGUUACACAAGUUGAAGAAGCAAAGAUACUAAUACGCAUGCUACCAAUUAUACUGAGCACCGUUUUCAUGAACACGUGUUUGGCUCAACUCCAGACUUUUUCAAUUCAACAAAGCAACACGAUGGACAGACAUAUCCUGGGAUUUGAGGUUCCCGGCGCCUCCAUUCCUGUAAUUCCCCUGUUAUUCAUGUUCAUUAUGAUCCCACUGUAUGAGCGCGUAUUCAUCCCAUUUGCUCGAAAGAUAACUGGGAUCCCAACCGGAAUUCGACUACUCCAACGUGUUGGAAUCGGUCUAGUCCUCUCAGCUAUAUCAAUGGCAGUAGCUGGAAUCGUUGAAACCCGACGCAAACAUGUUGCCAUUGAACACAACAUGGUUGACUCUAAUGAGCCUCUUCCCAUUAGUGUGUUCUGGCUUGGUUUCCAAUACGCAAUAUUUGGAGCAGCUGAUAUGUUUACUUUGGUUGGACUGCUAGAAUUUUUCUAUGCUGAAAGCUCAGCCGGAAUGAAGUCAUUGAGCACAGCCAUCUCAUGGUGUUCCUUGGCAUUUGGGUACUUCUUGAGUUCAGUGAUUGUGGAAGUUGUUAACAAAGUGAGUGGUGGGUGGUUGGCUAGUAACAAUCUCAAUAGAGACAAGUUGAACUACUUCUAUUGGUUAUUAGCUCUUCUGAGUAUAGCGAACUUUGGAUUCUAUCUAGUUUGUGCAUCUUGGUAUAGAUAUAAGAAGGUGGGUGUGAAGCAAGUGAAGGACUCUGUUAGUGCUGAUGUCAAAGGGAAGAUGGAAAUGACCAGAGUGUAAGAAUUCUAGAGUUUGCAAGAGAUCCUACCCAAGGUUGGUUUUUGUGGCAAUUAUAUUUAUACCAUACAAAUAUUUUCUAUAAAUAAUAACUUACAUAUGCAAUAUGUAUUUUUCUUUCUUAAUUACUCCUAGCUUAAUUUCUUUGGAAAGAUCGAAAGUGGAAGGGCUGGAAAUUCAAUCAAUUCAAGAACUAAACAAUCCCACAAUUCAUCUGCAACAUUUGCUAAAACGUAUGAAGGAAGGAAACCACAAAAUUGAAUCAAAAAAUGAAAAGUUCACAGUUGAACCUGAACAUACGAGAGAAUAAUUAAUUAUGAUUAUGAAAUCAGUUCAAGAUUGACAACAAGUGGAGUAAAAAAAAACCGUAAAGAAAAUAAAAUCUCUGAUAAUAUAGUGUAAAUAAUCUAACUCAUAGCAAAGGAGAAGUAAGGAACCCAGCGCAGGCCGGCGAUGUAGACGGCUUCGUAGAGGAGUUUGCCGGUUAUGGCGAAGAUUGGCGGAUUAGUAGUGGAGGAGUUGGAGAACUGUACACGGUGCUGCGGUGACCAUCCCUGAUGGUAACAGAAGAGUUGCAAAUCGCUAAGUAAAGAGGGCAGAGACUACUACAAGGCAACCAGUG
This is a messenger RNA of Tripterygium wilfordii, 2518 nucleotides long. Its product is annotated as protein NRT1/ PTR FAMILY 4.5-like. The transcript is spliced from 7 exons. Gene Ontology annotation, biological process: transmembrane transport. The record is from RefSeq and is a predicted model, not a curated record. Gene Ontology annotation, cellular component: membrane. Gene Ontology annotation, molecular function: transmembrane transporter activity. The coding region runs from base 1 to 1899 and encodes 632 amino acids. NCBI's taxonomy places the organism in Eukaryota, Viridiplantae, Streptophyta, Magnoliopsida, Celastrales, Celastraceae.